Striga asiatica is the source of this 384-nucleotide messenger RNA. The record is from the annotation of a GenBank genome assembly. NCBI's taxonomy places the organism in Eukaryota, Viridiplantae, Streptophyta, Magnoliopsida, Lamiales, Orobanchaceae.
AUGAAGAAAGUAGAUGCUGAGAUAAUCCCAAACACAAGUCUUCUCCAAGUGAAUAUGCUCAUGAAAAAGGGAUCGAGAACUAAGAUGAUAGGAAUUGCGUAUAUUAUUGGAUAUAUUCUCAUGUGGACAACAAGCCCAUACCAGAAUGCAGCCUGCAAGAAACGAUCUGUGAUAUGGACUGUAAGUAUAGAAACCGUACCAUUCAUCAAACACAUUAAGAUCCAAAGAAUCAUGGAGCAAACAAUAGGCUCACAGUUGCCGCGCGUUCCAAUGGUGAAGAUUUUCUCAGGAACUCCUCGUAACUUCAAAAUUUUGUGGAUAAGAAACCCAACCAGAAGAUCUGCCGUGUGUAUGAUACAUCAGGAUCUGAUUAUCAUCGACAAU